AUGCCCGUCAAGAAAAGCCAAGCGGCGAGUCGCCGUGCCCCGCGGGACGAAACGCCGCUGUUGGCGCUGACGGAGGCGUCGCAGUCCCGUAACAUACCCCAGCACCGCGACAAAAAUCACAACGACGAUGGCAGCAAUAGUACCAGUAGUUCCUGGGCCAACAAGAAACGUAACGGCGCUGGUGGUUUGCGACGCUUGUUUGGAGGCAAGGCCAACAAGGCUGCGGAAAUUUCCUCAACUCGGACGACGCAAUCGCAACCAGCCGCAAAACGUACGUUAGACGUGCGGCGGUUGCCUGCAUUGGCCUCGUCGAGAGGGGCCGAGAAUACUGGCUCUGUCGCAACGCCAACGAUCAACAGCCCCAACAGUAACACUCAUUCGAAUCGACCGCACAACCGAAAAGGUAGUAUUAGCACGGCACAGCAUCAUCCUCAGCGACACGUACUGGCGCCGAAUGUCAAAGAUUCCUCCAAAAAGAAUAGACCCUUUCCGGCGCUUCUGUGGCACAACCCCCGUGCGGUUGAUCCCCCUGCACACGGGGAUGCAGACGACGCCGCUCUCGAGGACGUCACGUCCACACACACGGACGUUUUUGCCGACGAGAAAACGGACGACACUUCCAGUCAAGCCGUAGCGACAACGUCCGCGGAUACGUUAGACGCAUCCUUUUCGUUGACUGGUGAAUCGCACGCAUCGUGGGGCGAUGCUUCCGUCCAGCAGCCGUUGCACAAACUCUCCUCCCCGACGCCGCGAUCCCCCUCCCACGUUGCCUCGUGCUCUGCGCCUCGCACAACCGACCAACAGUACACUUCGUCUGCCACCAAGCAAUCCCUCGAUCCGGUCAAAGCCCUUCUCUGUCGAGAAUUUGGAAAGUAUCCCUUUCAUUCCACCAAUCCGUGGGUCGUUGAAGUGUCACCGGCUGAAUGGGACGAAGUGGUUUGGAAAUAUCGAGUGCUGGUGCAACGGCGGAAUCUGGUUCAAUCGUCAGCCGAGCCUGAACCCAGUGAAUGUCAGACCGCCCAGUCCUUCACCACGGCCUUUACCUGGCGAGACUUGUCCGAUUUUGCCUGGCUCGAAGCGUCCUUACGGAACGAAUAUCACGGCGCUCUGCUCAUUCCGCUAUUGAAUCUGAAACUGGGACAAGCCGUCGUUGACCCACAUACGCCAGUAGAACCAGAACCACUCCGCAGCUGGUUGUCGGACGUUUUGAACGGCACCCGGGGAAAUGGAGAAUGGCGACUUUCUUUCGAUUCGGGUUCCACCGUGCCACUGUCGGACCACGAAGAAAAUUUGCAAAUUAAUAUUUUGGAAUCGGAAAGUAUGGAAACGUUUCUGUACCACGCCGCCAGCCCCUUGCAAUCCUUGUCUACCGUUGAUGGUCCAGCCAUACCCUUACCUUCACGAUCAGCCGAGCCCCAAUCGGAAUCCAUUUUGCAAAGCUUUUGGUCGGCGGUCCCGUUGGGCUCUUUCUGUGGGGUCAAUGAGAUGGAACCCAACCACUCAGACCCGACGCUUUCAUCGCCAUCAAGGUCGGUAACAUCCAACUUACCCCUGAGUGUUUUGAACUGCUCCAGUCGCGCUUUAUCAUCCGCGCCUUCUCUGGAUAUCAUGGACUCCUUCGCCGAUAACGCAUCCUCCGUCGCGUCACCAAAAUACUCUUCAACGAUGGCCAUUCAUUCCGAAAGUAUCGAAGCCGAACGUACCCUGAUUUUAAACUAUCGACAGAUAGCUCUACACGCAACAGAACGCUUGCAAAUACUGUUGGACGAGGAGGAAAGACUCGGGACUGCCUGGAAGAGGCUUGCCGUUGCCAUCGCCCGCCUCUUUACCUACGAAAAGGAUGUAGAAACGACAAAACUUGGUGAACUCAAAAUUAAACGGGAAAACAUGCCCUACUGUGGAAUCGAUAAGAAUGCCGUGGACGAAGCCUUGCGAGCAUUGUCCCGACAAAAAACAGAUCGCGCCGUUCCAGCCUUGAAACAGGUCCAAGGCAUGUUGGCAUCGUAUUUGGCGGAUCUCAGUGCAGUCGAUCCAUCUCUGGAUGCCUACACUAGUGCUAUUGUGCAAUUGACUUCGUUGGAACAAGGACAACAACAGUCCGAGCAACGAGUAGAGCCGAGCGCGUCCUCCAUUAGAUGGGAAGAAAAAGUUCGUUUGAAGGUUGACGACGUAAAGAGACAGGCCAUGCGAUCACUGCACACGUCGACUGCGCCUACUUCACCAAAGCCACGAAUGGAUCAUCCGACGGAGACAGUCUUUCAACGACGUGCGCAGCAAGUCAAACUGCAAGGCGACGAACGUGUGCUGCGAUACACGUUGACGACAUUUUGUCAGGCUACGCCGUUGAGAACAGCCCGCAUGGCAUGGCGAUAUUGGAAUACAGAAGCCACGCAGUGCGCCCUGCUGAAUUCGGCAGCCAUUUCCCUGCGAUCAACGUGCAACAACGUCAGUAAGGACGCCGUCUUGGACAUGACAUCGCGUCAUAAAAUGCAGGAAAAGGAGGACAACAAAAAUGAAUUGAAUUUGCUGCAUCGGCUCCUGAACAUCGGUGUUAAUUCGAGGAAGUUUCCUCGACAACGCGACGGCGACUCUUUGAUUGAUGGCGGAUGCCGGAUUGAAGAUGAGGAUGAUCCUCGGGAAGUUAAGAAGGACAUAAGGCGGGUACAGGCGUUGCGGAUCGCUGGGGGACGGUUAGGGAAGUGGAAUGCCGAAUUGGCCCUGGCCAUCAUUGAAGCUGUCGGUGUUGACGACCCAAACAUUCGCGUAGAAGAGACUACUAAAGAUUUGCGACUAAUCCGAAAGUAUGCAAUUGGUCUACGUGAAAAUUUAAACAGAUGUGUUGAAGCCGUUGAGCUUUUGAAAGAAUCAAUGACAGGAGCGAAACCGGUACAAGGGAAUGCUGUGGAAGGCAACGGAGGCCUUCGUGAAAGCCGUGACGCAUUUUUGACGGAAAUUUCAAAAUUGUUUAGUGGUAGCUUCGUUGAUAUCGAAAACGUAGCCAAAAGCUCGUCACCGUCGAUUGCACUCUUAUCGAGAUUGAGUGUAGACACCAGUGAUCCUCUGAAUUGGAAAGCAUGUUUUCAGGCGGAGUCGAUUGGACCGAAGCAUGAUCUGAUGGGAGACCGCGUCGGCGAUUUUGCUCUAGCCUAUGCCAAGUUGAAAGACUCACAGACCGACCGGCUACUGAUGAUUCUAUCCGAUCUUCUUCAUGACUACUAUGAGCGUGUUGAAAUCGUAGAAAGCUUUGUUUACAUGGAGUGCGUCGGCAUUCAAUUGGAAAAAUACUUCAGCCAAAAGCGUACGCAAACGUUAACAAUGUUUGAGAAGCGGACAGACAUCACUUCGGCCAUCAAUGUUGCUACUCGGAAGCAGCUACCACAGCUUGCGAAAGACCUGCGCGAAAAACUGGAUGUUCUCGGCAAGGAAGUGACGCACACAGCUGUGAUGGAAACAAAGGAAGCGCAUUUGUUAAGCAAAUCGCUCAAAGUAGAGCUUCAUGAGCUCGCUCUUCGACGGUUAAUCCGAGCCCGAGAAGCUUCCACUGAGCUAGUCAUCUCGCUCAUCAUAAAUUGGGCGAAAGAGAACGAAUCGUCUGCAGCAAUGGAACUGAGGACACUGGGAAAUGCCAUGGCUGCUCUGGAGAAAGCGGUGGGGAAUGGCGACAUCGUUUUGCCAGGACAUCUUUCUGCCCGUCGUAGUACACCAGGAACCUCGUAG
Messenger RNA from Phaeodactylum tricornutum CCAP 1055/1, 3717 nucleotides. RefSeq lists its product with no specific name. Lineage: Eukaryota; Bacillariophyta; Bacillariophyceae; Surirellales; Neidiaceae. The record is from RefSeq and is a predicted model, not a curated record. The transcript has a single exon. The coding region runs from base 1 to 3717 and encodes 1238 amino acids.